This is a messenger RNA of Rhinolophus ferrumequinum (greater horseshoe bat), 2701 nucleotides long. It is a transcript of the gene QRICH2, whose product is annotated as glutamine rich 2. The record is from RefSeq and is a predicted model, not a curated record. NCBI's taxonomy places the organism in Eukaryota, Metazoa, Chordata, Mammalia, Chiroptera, Rhinolophidae. The coding region runs from base 1 to 2526 and encodes 841 amino acids. The transcript is spliced from 17 exons.
AUGGUUUGGUACAGCCUGGCACAUAUCCGCUUGGCUUUUUUCAACCUGGUAUGUAUCCACCUGGUCUGGUACAGCCUGGUGCAUACCCACGUGGUCUGGUACAGCCUGGUGCAUACCCACGUGGUCUGGUACAGCCUGGUGCAUACCCACGUGGUCUGGUACAGCCUGGUGCAUACCCACGUGGUCUGGUACAGCCUGGGUGGCCAGGUAUACCCAAGUGAAGACCAGCGUGACUACCGUGGCCCCAUGUAUCCUGGCCCUCGUGGCCCGGGGUAUCCAGGUGUAGAUCAGUAUGUCCGGCUGGGUUCGGAUCAAAAGCAACCUGAGACUUCUAUUAAGACUACCCCAGGCCAAGAGGGCACCUUUCUGAGGAGUGAAGUCCACAGUGAGAGACAUGAUUCACUGGAUAAAUUGGCUCCUAGCUUCCCCAUAGCAGUAGAAACAUUCCGUCAGAUCGGAGAGCUCAUUGGCCUCUACAUGGAGCUAAAGGAGAACAUGAAAACUCUAGACGAGGAGAAAGCUGGCCAAACUGACUUGGAGAAGCUCCAGUACCUGCUCGCACAGAUGGUCCAAAAGACCAUGCCACCAGACCUGCCGGAACAGCUAAAGACCUUAAAGACGUUGGCCAAAGAUGUUCGGCAGGAAAAAGUAAAACUGGACAGGAUGCAGAGGAUCCUGGAAGAUGAAGGGCACCUAGAUGUGGGAAAGGAGAUAAAAGCUAGCCAGCUGAGCUUGCAGCUGGGUAUCCUCAGAGUCACUGUGGCUGACAUUGAAAAGGAGCUGAGUGAGCUAAGGGAGAGCCAGGAGCGGGGCAAGGUCAGCAUGGAACAUUCAGUCUCUGAAGCCUCCAUUUACCUGCAGGAUCAGUUGGACAAGCUCCGGGCGAUCAUCGAGAACAUGCUGGCCUCAUCUUCUACGCUGCUGUCCAUGAGCAUGGCCCCUCAGAAGCCCCCGACAACCUUGUUACCUGGCCAGAUUAGCCCUGAGGCCACCUGCCCAGCCUGCAGCCUGGACCUGAGCCACCAGGUCAGCAUGCUGGUGCAGCGCUAUGAGCAGCUGCAGGACAUGGUCAACAACCUGGUUGCCUCCCGGCCCUCGAAGAAAGCCAAGCUGCAGGGCCAGGAUGAGGAGCUGCUGAGCCACGUCCAGAGUGCCAUCCUGCAGGUGCAGGGCGACUGCGAGAAGCUCAUCAACACCACCAGCAACCUCAUUGAAGACCAUCGGCAGAAAGAGAAGGACAUCGCUGUGCUGUACCAGGGUCUAGAGAAGCUCGAGAAGGAAAAGGCCAACAGGGCCCACCUGGAUAUGGAGAUUGAUGUGAAAGCUGACAAGAGUGCCCUGGCGGCUAAAGUGAGCCGCGUGCAGUUUGAUGCCACCACGGAGCAGCUGAACCACAUGAUGCAGGAGCUGGUGGCCAAGAUGAGUGGGCAGGAGCAGGACUGGCAGAAGAUGCUGGACAGGCUCCUGACAGAGAUGGACAACAAGCUGGACCGCCUGGAGCUGGACCCCGUGAAGCAGUUGCUGGAAGAUCGGUGGAAAUCCUUGCGACAGCAGCUCAAAGAGCGCUCCCCACUCUACCAGGCGGACGAGGCUGCCGCCAUGCGGAGGCAGCUCUUGGCACAUUUCCACUGCCUGUCAUGUGACCGUCCCUUGGAGACAGCUGUGACUGGACAAAUCCUCCCGGUGACUCCUGUGGGCUCGUCGCUGCCAGGGCACCGCUCCACCCGCCCCUAUACCAUCUUUGAACUGGAGCAGGUCCGGCAGCACGGCCGCAACCUCAAGCUGGGUGGCACCACCCUCCCGCGGGCAGAGCUGGCACAGACAGAGCGGAGCGUGGGGCGCCUGCGUACCAUGCACUCCAAGAUGCUGAUGGACAUUGAGAAGGUGCAGAUCCACUUCGGGGGCUCGGUCAAGGCCAGCAGCCAGAUGAUCCGCGAGCUGCUGCAGGCCCGGUGCCUCAGCCACCCCUGCUACAAACGGGUGCCAGAGGUGGCCGACUACACCUACUGGACGGUGCCUCGGCAUUGCGGGGGCAGCCACACCCUCACCUACCCCUACCGUCGCAACCGCCUGCAGCACCUGUCACAGAGCCUGUACCCCAACGAGGAGGUCCAGAUUGCCAUGAAGCAUGAGGAGGUGGACAUCUUGGGCCUGGAUGGACAUAUUUACAAGGGACGGAUGGAUACAAGGCUGCCAGGCAUCCCAAGCAAAGACAGCUCAGCGAUCACCAAGCACAAGGCCAAGCCAUCCCGGCCCCACGUGCACCGGCAGCAGUCCCUCGUCCACAACAGCCAGCUGCCCUCCCGGCCUCAGAGCGCUCACAUGCUGGCUGCCAACGCCUCAGCUCCUUCUCGUCAACAGACAGACAGACCGGUCUCCUCCCAAGGGCAUCUCUCCCAGCCAAGUGUGGCCCACCAGUCCAGCCCCAGAGAGAUGGCAGCAGGGUUGGGGAUGCACAUGGAUGUGCCUCCUGGGGAGGGGCUCGAGGAGCCCACCCGGGGGCCACGGUCCACCAUUACUCAUUGAGCAGAGCAGUGAAUAAACGUUUAGGAGGAAGCUCGGGUAUCUAGGCCUCUGUGGCCCUGGCUCAGGAAGAUGGAGUGUGGGAGGGGCCUCCCGACCACCCCAGGUUUAGGGGCAGACCUUGUCUUGUAGAGCGGGUCUGAUUUAUGGCCUGAGAAUUAGACCAUGUCCCCCAAAC